Oryzias latipes (Japanese medaka) is the source of this 745-nucleotide messenger RNA. It is a transcript of the gene nhp2, whose product is annotated as NHP2 ribonucleoprotein homolog (yeast). Gene Ontology annotation, molecular function: RNA binding. The record is from RefSeq and is a predicted model, not a curated record. Lineage: Eukaryota; Metazoa; Chordata; Actinopteri; Beloniformes; Adrianichthyidae. Gene Ontology annotation, cellular component: nucleolus.
AAGCCGUAGUCUGAAAAAAGAAGCAGAGGAAGCUGAGCACGUGAGGUGUCCUCGUGUUAAGUUGUUGUUAGCAGACGUUCGGCUCAGAAAAUCAUCGAUUGGAAAUGACGAAGGUGAAGAAGGAGAAAUUGGAUGCGGAGGAGCCCGCCGGCGUCCCGGAGCGCUCCUAUCACGAACUGAUCGCGAACCUGAACCCGAUCGCGCAGCCGCUGGCUUCCAGGAAGCUCAGCAAGAAGCUCUACAAGUGCGUGAAGAAAGCUGCCAGAGUGAAGAACAUCCGCAGAGGAGUGAAGGAGGUGCAGAAGUUCAUCAACAAGGGAGAGAAAGGGAUCGUGGUUUUAGCUGGCGACACUCUGCCCAUCGAGGUGUACUGCCACCUACCGGUCAUGUGUGAGGACAGGAGCCUGCCGUACGCCUACAUCCCCUCCAAAGUGGACCUGGGUUCAGCAGCCGGCUCUAAGCGACCAACCUGCGUGAUCCUCAUCAAGCCCCACCAGGACUACCAGGAGGCCUACGACGAGUGUCUGAGCGAGGUGUCGGACCUGCCCAAACCUCUGUGAGCUGCCUCCAAUCAGAAGAAGCUCCGCCUUUACCAGUUUCCACUGAUGAGCGACACCAUCCUGAGAGGCAGCUGCGUUACCUUCAAUGAACUCAUGAAAUCUGAUAUGAUUUCAUUUCUGCUGAUCUGGACUCACUGAGGAGUUUUUCAGUUUUUUAUUUUAUUAAAAAAAGAUGAUGGACUGAA